CUGCCCGCAGCCCGAGGGCUGCCCGCAGCGGGGCGGGGGGCUCCGGCCAUGGCUUUUACCAUGCUGCGUCCCAUGGCUGCCCGCGUGCUCUACCCCGACAUCGGCAUGCUGUCGGAGGACGAGGAGAACCGCAGCGAGAGCGACACGUCGGACCAGUCGUACGGCUGCUGCGAGGGCGCGGAGGCGAGGCGCAAGGUGCCCAGGAAGACGGGGCCCAUGGUGAUGGUGAAGCAGCGGCAGGCGGCCAACGCGCGUGAGCGGGACCGGACCCAGAGCGUCAACACCGCCUUCACGGCCCUGCGGACCCUCAUCCCCACCGAACCCGUGGAUCGGAAGCUGUCCAAGAUCGAAACGCUGCGCCUGGCCUCCAGCUACAUCUCGCACCUGGCCAACGUGCUGCUGCUGGGCGAGGGUUGCGAGGACGGGCAGCCCUGCUUCAGUGCCAUCUACGGGGCCAAGGGCGAUCUGGACAGCAAACAGCCUCGCAGCAUCUGCACCUUCUGCCUCAGCAACCAGCGGAAAGGGGGCGGCCGCAGGGACCUCGGGGGCAACUGCCUGAAGGUGAGGGGGGUGACCCCGCUGCGGGUGGCACGGAGAUGA
This is a messenger RNA of Centrocercus urophasianus (Greater sage-grouse), 600 nucleotides long. RefSeq names its product transcription factor 15 (gene TCF15). The transcript has 2 exons. Gene Ontology annotation, molecular function: RNA polymerase II transcription regulatory region sequence-specific DNA binding; protein dimerization activity; DNA-binding transcription factor activity, RNA polymerase II-specific. The coding region runs from base 49 to 600 and encodes 183 amino acids. The record is from RefSeq and is a predicted model, not a curated record. Lineage: Eukaryota; Metazoa; Chordata; Aves; Galliformes; Phasianidae. Gene Ontology annotation, biological process: developmental process; regulation of transcription by RNA polymerase II.